AUGAUCCACAAAAUCGCCCUAGUUCUCAGAGCGAUAAGGCUGCUUUAACAAAAUUAUUAAUCGUAGAACGUAAACAAUGGCGGGUUCCUUUUGUAUCACUGACUGAGUGACUGUAAUUGUAUACUUUGACUGAGUUGGCUGAAGUCAAUUUGCGCUAAUUCCUCAGGUAGUCCACAAUUGUCAGCACUAGAAAUAGUAAGUCUGAGUGGUUGUCAGCAGAUCACCUCGAGAGUAGAGCGUCUUUUCGGUAAGUACUGAGUACUGGGCACUGUUCAGCACGUGCAGUUGAAACUUGCAACAUUGUUGCUACGGCUAGCUCGCCAAAAUUAAUAACUGAACCCUGAACCUGCUCGGGCUACAAUAUUAAGAGAGGAAGUUUAACACAUCCAUUGAAACUGAAGUCGAUCAGUAUUACAUGGAUCCGCAAUCUCCUUUGGCAUCCAGCAUUUCCGUGGAGGAGAAUCUGUUUAUCCGAACCGGAUGUCGGCUUUUGGAGUCCGACACUAAGCAGGGACCGUUUGCCUUCUGGGGGAAGGUCUUCGGUACACAGAAUGACUAUUACGUGAUACAAGCCAGCACACUGCAUCCCUUUCGUGCACCCGUCACCUACUACAGUCGCGAUGCUCGCAUCUGGCAAAUGUUACCGCUCGUUAGCGCCAUUCUUAAGAAGAAAUCUCCACGACUCAGCGGAAUGUUUACGGGAGAUCCUAGUUUUACGAGUCAUUUUGUAGAGUAUCGUUACACCAGCGAAGCCUACUAUGAGCCUACAACGACUCCUGUCAAAGAAGAAGAACGUUUGGCAUAUCUUGUAUACUCCGUGGAUAACGAAGCCACGAUCUUCCCCAAAGGAGCUGUGGGGCUGAAUGAGAAAGGAUUUCUGGUAAGAAAUCCUACCUAUUCAGGGAUGUCCUACGACCACUGCCGGGAUUUUCACAGCUACGUAGUGUUCAAGCCCGCUUUUCAAUCUGGCAUUGAGAAAUCGUCCGAUGUCGGCAUCGCCGAUCCAGAUUACCGGUUUUUGCGUCCGCUUUUGGCGAUGGAGCCGGCGGAUCCACAGACAACGUUUGGGUCAUGGGUUUUCCGAGAUGCCAUGGAGAUGAACUGUGUCCUCAUGGAGAACGCUCUGUGGCCGGGUUUGUACUUCUGGCAGAACGUUGGCACUCCUAACUACGGACGUUGUUAUAUCGGCCGCGGCGACAAGGAAAUCGACGCCCCUUUCAUCCUGGGCAGCAGUCUGGACCAAGAGCUAGUGGUGGACAUCGGCAUUUACCCGGAAUAUGACUACAAGGCCAUCCCCGAAACGGCGCUGAAAGAGGCCGACGAGGCAUUCCUGGCCGAUGAGGAACGCCGGAAGGAACUGCUGCCGCCGUUGCCGGUGAAAGAAGAUGCCCCGGGAGAGGUAGAAGGGGAGUCGAAGGGCGAGGAGACAUCCGGGGCCGGCGGUGACACGACAGAGCAGGAGAUGACGGAGGGAGAACCCACUUCCGCAGAAGUCACGGAUGUCUCCGAGGCGGAAGCUGAGGAGACUGAGGCAUAGGCAAGAGCGAAAAUAAGUCUGCUAGAUGACUUGAUUAAUGGCUAGUGCCUAAUGGAAGCCGGAAGGUACCAUUCAAUAGCAGAAUACUGUUGUUUCGAUCAUGAGGACGUAUGAAUUAAGCGAUACUGCAAAGGAUUCAAUGAGUUUUACCGUAUGCACGUGAGGAUAUUUUAAGGGAAGGAUUUGCUAUACGAUCCAAUGUGGGUACCCUGUAAUUACCAUAAUACUGUAACUGUUAAACAAGGGUCAUCUCCCAUAAUAAUAACUGUGUGGCGCCAUAAUACCUGUUAAACAAGUUUCAUACUGUACGUGUCGUCGGUGUCGAUGUUCAACAGCUUCGGUUUAACAUUUCUUGCAGAAAACUGAAUGUGGAUGACAACCAUCUUUCAUACUGUAUAGUGUUACUGUACAUUAACAACGUAAACUACACUGAGGACAGAG
Messenger RNA from Paramacrobiotus metropolitanus, 1978 nucleotides. RefSeq names its product radial spoke head protein 9 homolog. Gene Ontology annotation, biological process: cilium movement involved in cell motility; axoneme assembly; motile cilium assembly. NCBI's taxonomy places the organism in Eukaryota, Metazoa, Tardigrada, Eutardigrada, Parachela, Macrobiotidae. Gene Ontology annotation, cellular component: axoneme. The record is from RefSeq and is a predicted model, not a curated record. The coding region runs from base 416 to 1537 and encodes 373 amino acids. The transcript has 5 exons.